Molecule: messenger RNA, 1619 nt
Organism: Mixia osmundae IAM 14324
Lineage: Eukaryota; Fungi; Basidiomycota; Mixiomycetes; Mixiales; Mixiaceae
Exons: 5
Coding region: 123-1619 (498 amino acids)
Biological process (GO): maturation of SSU-rRNA
Molecular function (GO): nucleic acid binding; RNA helicase activity; ATP binding
Source: RefSeq, a predicted model, not a curated record
CUGGCUCCUCUGACGACAUCGGGAGAGUCGCCCGAGAAGUUCGAAGAGCGCGGCGGACGCGAAGUCAAUUUGACAAUUCGACCAAAGUCAAACGUCGCCGUUCGCUCGCUCAUCACCAGCAGAUGGACAUCUUUGCCAGUCUCACCAAGGGCACUAAGCUGCAGGGUAAGAGGCCUAGCGCUCUCAUCGAUCCAGACGUGCACAUACACUUUGAACCGCCAACGGCCGCGCAGACUGACGAGACGACGUCAGCAGCCCGACCACGAAAAAGAGCAAGAAAGUCGCAAGAUGGUCUUCCUGCUCCGACGCCUGCUCAAGUCAGUGCGGCAAUCAGAAAGAGGCACAAGAUCAGAAUGACAGGCGAAGACGUGCCCGAUCCUCUCUCGAGCUUCGCCGAGCUUGUGACCUUGUACGGCUGUGAGGACUCUUUGUUGGACUGUCUGGCGACGAUGGGGCAUGCUCUUCCUACGCCCAUCCAGGCCCAAGCUCUGCCUCUACUGCUCAAGGAUCACACACGAGAUCUUGUAGCAUGCGCACCCACAGGAUCCGGCAAGACGCUCGCAUUCCUCAUUCCGCUCCUCGCUGCUGUCCAGUCAAGCUCGUCCGAGCCUUCGAACCGAAUAAGAGCACUCGUCAUUGAGCCUACGCGUGAGCUAGCGCGUCAGGUCGGCAGACAGGCGGACCUGCUUGCGCAAGGAUCCGGUUGGCGAACAUGCGUCAUGGGUGAAGAGGAGUCAGGAGUCAGUGAGUCAUUGACGGCAGACCUGCUGAUCACUACACCCUUGAGGCUCAUCUAUGCCAUCAAGGCGAAGACGGUAGAUCUCUCCACCGUCGAGCACCUCAUACUGGACGAAGCCGACCGUCUCUUCGAGCUCAACUUUCUCGAACAGACAGAUGAGCUCAUUGCAGCCUGCAAUCAUCCUAAACUGCGCAAGGCACUCUUCUCCGCCACCAUUCCUUCAGGCGUCGAGCUGCUGGCCAAGACGAUCAUGCGCGAAGAUGCCGCACGUGUCAUCGUAGGAUCACGCGAUUCUGGAGCAGCAGGCAUCACCCAGCAACUCACCUUUGUCGGUUCAGAGGACGGCAAGUUGGCUUCUCUACGAAGUCUGAUCGCCAAGGGCGGUCUUUCGCCGCCCGUGCUCAUCUUCACACAAAGCAUAGAGAGAGCACAAGACUUGUAUAGAGAACUAUCGCGAGACGGUCUGCCGGUGGAGGUCGUCCAUUCUGAUAGAAGCAAGGAAGAGAGGGAUCGCGCGGUGCAACGCUUCGAAGCAGGAAGAGCCUGGUUCCUGAUCUGCACAGACGUCAUGGCGCGUGGCAUCGACUUUCAAAACGUCAACCUCGUCCUCAACUACGACUUCCCGCAAGGCGCUGCGAAUUAUAUUCACAGGAUUGGCAGGACGGGCCGAGGAGGUAAGGAAGGCAAAGCCAUCACCUUCUUCACGCAAGAGGAUGCUGUUCACCUCCGGAGUAUCGUCAAUAUCCUGCGCAAUUCGGGCAUCAAAGUCGAUGACUGGAUGCUCAAGCUCAAAGCGCCUUCACAAAGAGCCAAACGUAAUCAUCUCCGUGCGCCGGUCAAGCGAAGACAUAUCCGCAAGGCUGCCAAGGGUACAAUCUGA